CCCCGGAAUCCAAUGACAUAAAGAACAGACCAACAAGAUUUCAGUCCAAAAGAUCCAGCACCCACCAUGGAAACUAGCCACGCCUCCCCGAACAACCAGCCCCUUCUUGAACAAGAACCAUCGCCACCUCCAACCACCACCAAAACCCCCAAAAAACUAGCUCUAAUCCCACUUGUUUUCCUGAUCUACUUUGAGGUUGCCGGCGGCCCCUACGGCGAAGAAUCUGCAGUCGGGGCCGCCGGGCCUCUCUUUGCUAUCCUUGGCUUCAUCAUCUUCCCCUUCAUAUGGAGCAUCCCGGAGGCCCUCGUCACCGCCGAGCUCGCCACCACCUUCCCCGGUAAUGGCGGCUUCGUCAUCUGGGCCCACCGGGCAUUUGGCCCCUUCUGGGGCUCCUUGAUGGGUUCCUGGAAGUUCCUCAGUGGGGUCAUAAACUUGGCCUCAUACCCAGUUCUCUGCAUAGAUUAUCUCAAGCUGGUAUUGCCUAUUUUCUCGUCAGGCCUGCCUCGCUACUUUGCUAUAUUUGUUUCAACUUUGGUGCUGUCUUUUUUGAACUAUACUGGUCUGACUAUAGUAGGGUACACUGCAGUAGCUCUAGGAAUUGUUUCACUUCUGCCAUUUAUUGUGAUGUCUUUGGUCGCAAUUCCUAAAAUUGAGCCUAGUAGAUGGAUCAGUUUGGGUGAGGUGGGUGUGGGAAAAGAUUGGACAUUGUUUUUCAAUACCCUCUUUUGGAACUUGAAUUUUUGGGACAAUGCUAGUACUUUAGCUGGUGAAGUGGAACAACCCCAGAAAACCUUCCCAAAGGCAUUGCUUUCUGCUGGGUUGUUCACUUGUUUGGCUUACUUGAUUCCUCUCCUGGCUGCAACUGGGGCCAUACCUCUGCAUCAAGAAGAUUGGGUUGAUGGGUAUUUUGCAGAUGCUGCAGAAAUAAUUGCUGGGAAAUGGUUGAAAGUAUGUAUUGAAAUUGGUGCAAUUUUAUCAGUUAUUGGACUGUAUGAAGCCCAAUUGAGCAGUUGUGCAUACCAACUUCUUGGAAUGGCAGAUUUAGGAGUUUUGCCCCGACUUUUCGGGGUAAGGUCUACAUGGUUUGGCACACCUUGGGUGGGAAUUUUGCUUUCAACAGUGAUAACGCUUGCAGUUUCUUACAUGAGUUUUGUAAACAUUAUAUCUUCAGUUAAUUUCUUGUACAGUUUGGGGAUGCUAUUGGAAUUUGCAUCUUUCCUUUGGUUGAGGAAGAAGUUGCCGGCAGCGAAGAGGCCCUUCAAAGUUCCAAUGAGUUUGCCAGGGCUGCUGGUUAUGUGCUUGAUUCCAUCUGGGUUUUUGGUCUAUGUAAUGGCAGUGGCUACUAAAACUGUCUUUUUGGUAAGUGCUCUUCUGACACUGGGUGGGAUUGCUUGGUACUUUUUCAUGAAUUUUUGCAAUUCCAAGAGGUGGCUUGAGUUCAAUAAUGCUGGAGAAAAAUUAGAAGAUCAGGGUUUGGAGUAGGUACAUAAGUACAGGGUCUUGCUUCAUCUUCUGCAGAUUCUAUUCUUUCCCUUUUUUACCAGAAUCUUGUACAAGAAAGUGGUGUGUAGAUACAUAGCUCUGCGAAUGAGAUGGAUGCAAGAUAUUAGUUAUUGUAAAACAAGAGAAUUACAAAAGACAUUUUGCACAAUAUACUUGACAAGUUGGUUUCAUUAGUUACCACAACUUGUCAUUAGUUAC
Messenger RNA from Corylus avellana, 1701 nucleotides. Its product is annotated as putative polyamine transporter At3g13620. Gene Ontology annotation, biological process: transmembrane transport. Gene Ontology annotation, cellular component: membrane. NCBI's taxonomy places the organism in Eukaryota, Viridiplantae, Streptophyta, Magnoliopsida, Fagales, Betulaceae. Gene Ontology annotation, molecular function: transmembrane transporter activity. The record is from RefSeq and is a predicted model, not a curated record.